CUGCAAACACACGCAGCCUCCUCACAGCCUCUCCUAUCGCUGUCAUCGGGGACAAAACCCAUCAGUAACCCCUCUCACACCUGGAUCUAUCUCUCUAAACCGUUUAUUUUCACCUGAUGUGAGAGAGUGUUUAGCAGGAAGCAGCGAUGUGCGCGUUUGGAGUGAUCUUGAGGAGUUUACAUUGUGUGGGACUCUACAUCCAACUUAGUGCCAGUGUCAGACAAGCGGAAAGAGACGAGGUAGAGAACCACAUAUUCAGCAACGCUGUCUUCACAGAGGUCCCUCAUGACAUCACGGCACAGCGUGGACAGGAUGUGGAGAUGGCGUGCUCGUUCCGGGGGGCGGGCUCACCAUCCUAUUCACUGGAGAUACAGUGGUGGUACAUCAGGAACCACAAAGAAUGGAUGGACAAGCAGACGUGGACCACCAAUCAGGUGGUGCCCCAGAAUGAGAUGUCGAAGGACGCCACCAAAAUCAGUGUGGUGAAGGUUGCCGGUAGCAACAUCUCCCACAAGCUGCGUCUGUCCAAUGUGAAGCCGUCAGACGAGGGCACGUACGAAUGCCGCGUCAUCGACUUUAGCGACAGUCAACUGCGCCACCAUCACGUGCGGGCAUACCUGCAGGUGGAGCAGGGCGAGGGGAACGUGGCUUCUCCAUCCCAGCAGGGGGCAGCAUCACAAGAGGAACUUCUGCAGUCCGAGCACAACAAGCACCAGCCAGUGCACCACGCCCACCAUAAACCCGGCCGAGAGCUCAGGAAGAGGUCCGCUGAUGAUAGUACCACUGACUGCACAGAAAGCUGUGCACUUUAAAUUCCUCAGCUUAGUUCCAACUCGACCCCGACACCCCAAACCCUCAAUUCCUUAAGCCAAGAGCCCUAAAUUUUAAAGUGAUAGUUCAGAUAAAAAUGAAAAUCGUUUACUCACCCUCAUGCUGUUCCAAACCAAUGUGACUUUUGGAAUUUUGAAAAAUGUUCACACCGCUCUUUUCCAAAAAUAUUGUGUAGCUUCAGGAGACUUGAAAUGUAGUGCACAAGUCGUAUGGAAUUCUUUAAUAAAAUUUUAAUUGUUUUUAUGUUUUUUUUUUGUUUUUUGUUCUCUGUCACUUGAUUGU
Molecule: messenger RNA, 1113 nt
Organism: Myxocyprinus asiaticus (Chinese sucker)
Lineage: Eukaryota; Metazoa; Chordata; Actinopteri; Cypriniformes; Catostomidae
Gene: vstm2la
Product: V-set and transmembrane domain-containing protein 2-like protein
Exons: 4
Coding region: 147-812 (221 amino acids)
Source: RefSeq, a predicted model, not a curated record